Sorghum bicolor (sorghum) is the source of this 1260-nucleotide messenger RNA. RefSeq lists its product as uncharacterized. The transcript has 2 exons. Bases 26 to 514 code for a protein of 162 amino acids. The record is from RefSeq and is a predicted model, not a curated record. NCBI's taxonomy places the organism in Eukaryota, Viridiplantae, Streptophyta, Magnoliopsida, Poales, Poaceae.
AUUCCCACGAGGCCAGACCGCCGAGAUGCGUGGAGCACUCGAGCCCAUUAACCCGGUGCCCCCAAAUGCCCCCACCAUGCCGGUCCUCCGCUCCCCGCUCGCCGGGGGCGACCUCCUCACCGCCGACACCGACCUCGACUACCUCUUCCUCGAGCACAUCCGCCUCGACGGCGACUCCCCGGCCUCGCUCCCCAAGUACGAGGCCCCGCUCGCCAGCUCCUCCAACGGCGAGUGCGUCUCCGAUCCUUCCCCGGGCCGCCUCAGCAGCAACCGCCGGGCGGUGGAGGAGAGGGAAUCGUCGUCAACUACGAUGAGCCGGUUGCGGCUGGAUCUCGGGGGGAGAAGGAUGCGCAGCAAGGGGAAGAGUCGGCCUUUGCUUCGCCGGGGUAAGGGGUCGGUGUGGCAGCGGGGAGCGAUGAGGCCGGUGCUGUACUGCUGCGGGGGCAGUUGUUCCGGAGCAGUACGCAUGCGAUUGGCGUGCGGAUCCAUCGCCACGGCCCACGGCGUGAGGUGAACGAUGGCGGAGAUGAGGGGCUUUCGGAUGCAAACACGCUGAAGGGCGUUUAUCGGGAGGCGAUCUCAGCUCAAGCGAUGGCCGUCGCGUAGGACACUCUUAAUCCGGGGGAAAAAGUAGAAAAUGAACUAGGUAUUACACGGAGGCCAGAUUCAGAUUUCAAGCGAAGGUUGAUCAAGGCUCUUACAAAGCCAGUUGCAUGCAUGAGGUACUAAAUAUAGACUAUUUACGAAACUAAAAACACAACCAGAGAGUAAUUUGCGAGACGAAUCUUUUGAGCCUAAUUAGUCUAUGAUUGGAUACUAAUUAUCAAAUAAGACGAAAAUGCUACAGUACCUGUUAAACUUUAACACCCCAACCAAACACCCUCUCUUAUAGAUUGUUUGGCACAGUUGCUUUCCGUCCUCCGUUGAUGAAGCUGCGGCAGGUCCACAAUGAAACAAAAUUAUAUCCUGUGGAAGUGAUGGGCAAAACAUAUUUGGACUAUUACCCCAGUACAGUUUCGCAGCGCUUGCAUACUUCUUGUUUAUGAACACUGUCUUCAUAUUUCUUCUCACAUGACACACUAUUUUACAUUCUUGAUGAUGAAAAUAUUCCAAUAAAUUUCUCGUAUGAUGUCCUUUAUUGGGUCUUGUCUGUAUUACUGUAUCACUGUAAUUAUGUCCAGUUUUGUCCUCUCCUUGUGACAACUUUGUUAUAGUCACCAACGCAAUGGUCUAGCUCUGAUGCGUGGGUUUCUCUUCUGG